UUCUGGGGUUUAUAAAUGCAUAGGUAACGCCGUUGAAUGCCGGGAGGCAGUUUUGUGUGGCACUUUGUACUUCUGGUAUCUGAAUUUUGGUCAAAUUCCGGAGACUUUUGUCCGGGGUCUGUACAACGCCUAAUGACACUCGCUCUGCCUCUUCCUUCGCGCUGCCUCCUGCUGCCUGGCGACAUCCUCGCGCCACGAAAUAUACUUUUUCUCGACGGGCUCCGUAAUACGGUUAUUGUCGUCUUCCUCGUCCUCGUCGUCUUCCUCGUCCUCGUCGUCUUCCUCAUCCUCGUCAUCUUCAUCGUCAGACUCCGCCACGCGGAGCUCCUUGACUGUAGGUGGUGGGCUGUAACCAUGUACGCGUUAUCAAUGAGCGGUACAUUCUCUGGGAGAGCGGGGUCGAACCGGCCGAGAACGUGAGCGUCAGGGGGCGGCGGGAUUUUGUCCAAGUCAGCGUAUGUGGGCUCGCUCAAUCCGUCAGACAAGAGCCUCCACUGCGUCAGGAGGAUAGCGCGACACAGCUGACCGACAUCGCCUCGCAGUGGAGGGGGUUCGAUUGCGGUAGUGGGGGUCGUGGUGGGGAGCGUGGGGAGCGCGGGUAUCGCUUUAAUGGCGUCAAUAGCCUGGCGUUAGGACAUACUACAUGCGGGGCGCAGGGGGGUCACGCUGGGGUACCGCUGGGGGCUCGAAACGGCAAGACUCUGACGAUUCGGUCAGAGACUGCAAGCUAGACUGCGAGCCUGCGAGAAUCGGACGCGACACUCGGUGGAGGAUAUGAAACUUACGGCAUCGUACGCCUUCUUGAUAUAGAGGUCAACGACAAAC
Messenger RNA from Cutaneotrichosporon oleaginosum, 825 nucleotides. The record is from RefSeq and is a predicted model, not a curated record. Lineage: Eukaryota; Fungi; Basidiomycota; Tremellomycetes; Trichosporonales; Trichosporonaceae.